This is a messenger RNA of Talpa occidentalis (Iberian mole), 970 nucleotides long. It is a transcript of the gene CBX5, whose product is annotated as chromobox 5. The record is from RefSeq and is a predicted model, not a curated record. The transcript is spliced from 5 exons. Bases 268 to 843 code for a protein of 191 amino acids. Gene Ontology annotation, molecular function: chromatin binding. NCBI's taxonomy places the organism in Eukaryota, Metazoa, Chordata, Mammalia, Eulipotyphla, Talpidae. Gene Ontology annotation, biological process: chromatin organization; negative regulation of transcription by RNA polymerase II. Gene Ontology annotation, cellular component: nucleus; pericentric heterochromatin.
GAAGGGAACCCGGGUUCCUCUUCUAGCAGAGGGCUCUUCUGCAUGAAGGUAUAAAGAGAUUUUCCUCUUCUCUCCCUCAAACUGAAGAACACAUAUGUAAAUCCUUGUUUUUCCUGUGAGGCAGGGGAGGCCACAGCCACAAUGCUUAACUGCGCGCCUCUAACCCGGGGCUGGUUUUAACCCCCGCGCUCCGACCUGGGCGGCGCAGCUCCCGGAAAUUCCAAGGAACCUGGUGGACUUAGUCCUUCAGGUGGAACAGAGUGCGACAUGGGAAAGAAAACCAAGCGGACAGCCGAUAGUUCAUCUUCAGAGGAUGAGGAGGAAUACGUUGUGGAGAAGGUGCUAGACAGGCGUGUGGUUAAGGGGCAAGUGGAAUAUCUACUGAAGUGGAAAGGAUUUUCUGAGGAGCACAAUACUUGGGAACCUGAGAAGAAUUUGGAUUGCCCUGAGCUAAUUUCUGAGUUUAUGAAAAAGUAUAAGAAGAUGAAGGAAGGUGAAAAUAACAAACCCAGGGAGAAGUCAGAAAGUAACAAGAGGAAAUCCAAUUUCUCCAAUAGUGCGGAUGAUAUCAAAUCCAAAAAAAAGAGAGAGCAGAGCAAUGAUAUCGCUCGGGGCUUUGAGAGAGGACUGGAACCAGAAAAGAUCAUUGGGGCGACAGAUUCCUGUGGUGAUUUAAUGUUCCUAAUGAAAUGGAAAGACACAGAUGAAGCAGACCUGGUUCUUGCAAAAGAAGCUAAUGUAAAAUGUCCACAGAUUGUGAUAGCAUUUUAUGAAGAGAGACUGACGUGGCAUGCGUACCCUGAGGAUGCGGAAAACAAAGAGAAAGAAACAGCAAAGAGCUAAAGGAAGGGUGGUCUCUGUCAUUUCUCUUUGUAUAUAAUACAUUCACCUCCCUGCCUCUUCUCCCUCCUUCCCACCCCCUCUUCCCUAAACACAUCCAUAAAAAAUGUGCUUAUCACUGUGCUCCACA